Molecule: messenger RNA, 2946 nt
Organism: Lethenteron reissneri (Far Eastern brook lamprey)
Lineage: Eukaryota; Metazoa; Chordata; Hyperoartia; Petromyzontiformes; Petromyzontidae
Product: zinc finger protein 91-like
Biological process (GO): regulation of transcription by RNA polymerase II
Cellular component (GO): nucleus
Molecular function (GO): DNA-binding transcription factor activity, RNA polymerase II-specific
Source: RefSeq, a predicted model, not a curated record
AUGACGAGAGCCUGCGGGUGCCACCGCUGCGAGCAGCCGAGCGACGAGGGCGGCUCGGGUCGGGAGAGCCGGCGGGGGCAGGAGGAGCAGGGGGCCAGGUACACGUGCGACCGGUGCGGCGCGGAGUGCGUGAACGGGCGAGGGCUGAGCAUCCAUUACAGCAAGCACCUGAGGGAGGAGGCGUGGAGCUACCGCUCGGCGCACUCGCUGCCGAGCCCCCUGCUGAACCUGCGGCCCGUGGGCGACUUGGAUCUCUGGAUCGGCCGGCACGGGUGCGAGGAGUGUGGGAAGAGCUGCUCCAACAAAGCGGGCCUGCAGUCGCAUCGCAAAACGCACGCCAGGAAGGCCGCGGAGAGCGGGGGUGGGGCGGACUGUGGGCGGACUGUGGGGCGGAGACGAGCCAGCGAGAACGCACGGAAGUGCCGGUCGCCGGCGAGAGUCCUGGGGAGGAUGAGGAACGCGAGCUCGAAGGCCGGGGCGACGGGCCCGACGGCGGACGCGCGGCGGACGCGCGUCGCUACGGAGGCGAGGGAGAACCCGCGGGGUGUCCGGCGGGACUGCGACGAGUCCGGCAAGGAGUCCGAGCCGAGCCGCGCACCGUCGAACGUGCGACGGUUUCGGUGCGAGGAGUGCGGCAGAGGGUUCAACGGGCGUCACGGGCUUCAAGUUCACCGUUACAAACACGCCAGGGACGCGCAAAGUCAGCUCGGUGAGGAGCCGGUGUCCGGCCGCGCGCAGACCCCCCCGAAGGCCGAGUUACGGGAGAACCACCGGGGGAGCCAGUGCAGGUGUGACGAGUGCGGCAAGGAGUUCGAUUCAAGCCGCGCGCUCAACGUGCACCGCUUCAAGCACACGAGGGACUCGGAGAGGCGGCUCGCUCCGGAACCGUCGGCGAGCCACCAAGGGGUGCCGCAGGCACGGGAGGGGAGCCAGUACGAAUGCGACGAGUGCGGGAAGGAUUUUGACACCAUUCACGGGCUGCACGUGCAUCUUAGCAAACACUCGAGAGAGGCGCAGAGCCAGCUUCCGCAGGACACGGCGGGCGCUGUCGCCAUGGGCAGCGGCCUCCCGAACGUGCAGGCGAACCCAGCGAAGGGCCAGUACGGGUGCGGAGAGUGCGGCCACGAAUUCGACACCGAAAAAGGCCGGCAGGUGCAUCGUCACAAACACUUCACGGGGGCGGAGGGUCGGCCCGUCGAGGAACCGACGGCGAAAUGCCUCAAAGGCACGCCGCAGCCCGAGCUGCAGAGCGGCCAUCGGGGGGGAGGAGGCCAGCACGCGUGCGAAGAGUGCGGCAAAGGGUUCGGCUCGAGCCACGCGAAGAACAUCCACCGCUUCAAGCACAAGCGGGAGGCGCAGAGCCAGAACGUGGAAAAACCACCGUCGAACCGCCUCGACACUUCGCCGCAGCCCGAACCUCGAGAGAGCGUCGGGAAGACGUUGCACACGUGCGAAGAGUGCGGCAAGGGGUUCGGCUCGAGCCACGCCAAGAACAUCCACCGCUUCAAGCACAAGAGGGAGGCGCAGAGCCAGAACGCUGAACAAGCGCAAUCAAGCCACCUCGACGCUUCGCGGCGCGAACCCCGAGGGAACGUCGAGAGGAUCCAGUACCGGUGCGAGGAGUGCGGCAGAGGGUUUGACGGGCGUCACGGGCUGCAAGUCCACCGUUACAAACACGCCAGGGAGGCGCAAGGUCAGCUCAGUGAGGAGCCGGUGUCCGGCUGCGCGCAGACCCCCCCAAAGGCCGAGUUACUUGAGAACCACCGUGGGAGUCAGUGCAGGUGUGACGUGUGCGGCAAGGAGUUCGAGUCGAGCCGCGCGCUCAACGUGCACCGCUUCAAGCACACGAGGGAUUCGGAGAGGCGGCUCGUUCAAGAACCCACGGUGGGUUGCCCAAAAAGCUCACCGCGUGAGUCGCAGCAAGAGCUUCCGGAGACGAGCCUGCAUCGCUGCGAAGAGUGCGGCAAGGGCUUUGCCACCAGUCACGCGAAGAACAUCCACCGCUUCAAGCACAAGCGGGAGGCGCAGAGCCAGCUAGCCGAGCAGCCGCCGGCAAAUCACCGGGACGUUCCACGGCUCCAACCGCGAGAAGGGGACUUGGAUGAGAAGACGCUGCACGAGUGCGAAGAGUGCGGCAAGGGAUUUGCCACCAGCCGCGCGAGGAAUAUCCACCGCUUCAUGCACACGAGGGAUUCGCAGAAGCAGCUCGUACAGGAACCAACGGCGGAUUACCGAAACGUACCACAGCCCGAAUCGCAAGAGCGUCCGGAGACGGGCCAGUUCAGGUGUGAGGAGUGCGGCAAGGGGUUUGCCACCAGUCACGCGAAGAACGUCCACCGCUUCAAGCACAGGCGGGAGGCGGAGAGCCAGCUCGCUGAACGGUUGUCGUCUAAUCACUCGGAAAUCUCGCAGCCUAAAGCACUGGAGAAUCUGCAGGAGGAGAGCCGGCACAGAUGCGACGAGUGUGGAAAGGAAUUUGAUGGCGUUCGGGACCUGCAGGCGGAGUAUCAACCUCCCCAGAAUCCAGCAUUUGUUACCAUCGACGGCGCUCCGUCUAAAGCGGCAAAGAGCUCGCUGCAUGGGCAGCAGGAGGGCCUGCACCGGUGCGAAGAGUGCGGCAAGGGGUUUGCGACCAGUCACGCCAAGAACAUCCACCGCUUCAAGCACAAGCGAGAGGCUCAGAGCCAACUAGCCGAGCAGCCGCCGGCAAAUCACCGGGACGUUCCUCGGCUCCAACCGCGAGAAGGGGACUUGGAUGAGAAGACGCUGCACGAGUGCGAAGAGUGCGGCAAGGGAUUUGCCACCAGCCGCGCGAUGAAUAUCCACCGCUUCAUGCACACGAGGGAUUCGCAGAAGCAGCUCGUACAGGAACCAACGUCGAACUUCCAAAACGUACCACAGCACGAAUCGCAAGAGCGUCCUGGAGAUGGGCCAGUACAGGUGUGA